UAUGAAAUAAGAGAAUCCUAAAAGGAAUUGUGAGUUCACAUAAAAAAUCCAUGUUAAUGUCAAUGAAAGCUACAAAACGGUCAACGUUCAACGCCGGAAGUACCAAGCCUAUAUUCCCAUAUUCUGCGGAAAUUUCCAUUCCAUUCCAUCACCUUCCCUCCCUCCCUUAGAUUCCCACCCUUGGAAUUUCUUCAUCCCAUUUCCCCUUUGAUUUUUCUACCAUUUCCAUUCCCCUCUUUCGAUGAUUUUUCGAUCACACGCUUCUGCAGACUCCCAUCUCACAUAAUAAUACUAAUAAAUCUCAAUUCUGUUUACGUUCUUUAUCGCUGUAAAUAUAGAUACUGUUUAUUUUUGUACAAUGAUGUCAUCUCUGGAGAAAUUUGGGCGCAAAUUCACCAUGUAUAAGACCGAUGGUAAAGAAAAGAGGAAUCAUCAUCUGGAUGAGCUUGCUCAGGCUUCUAAGGAUAUGCAAGAUAUUAGAAACUGCUAUGAUGGAUUACUGUCUGCUGCUGCAGCUAUGACAAAUAGUAUAUUUGAGUUUUCAGAGUCACUACAGGAAGUAGGGACCUGUUUGCUGGAAAAAACCGUAACCGAUGCUGAUGGUGAAUGUGGUAGAGUGUUAUCAACUCUAGGAAAUAUACAAUCAGAACUCCGAAAAAUUGCUGAUAUUUAUCGUUCAUACGUGAUCGUGACAAUUACAACUCCGUCAGAAUCUUUGUUAUCCGAGCUGCAAAAAGUGGAGGCGAUGAAACUUCAGUGUGAUGAAAAAAGUAUUACUAGAGAGGCGUAUCAAAACAUGAUGUCACAACAGAAAGAAAAGGGAAAGCUGAGAAAUGGAAAGGCUGAAGCUUCAGCCGCACAAAAACUACAAGAAGCUCACGAUGAGUAUAACGAAGUGGCUAGACUAUGUGUAUUUCGGGUCAAAUCACUCAAGGAGGGACAAUUGCGUAUUCUUUUGACACAGGCUACUCGCCAUCAUGCUGCACAGAUGGAUUUCUUUCGCAAGGGUUUUAAGGCUCUUGAAGCAGUUGACCCCGUCAUAAGAAUUGUUGCUGAGAAGCACCGGAUUGAUUACCAACUCAGUGAACUCGAUAACGGGACUUCUGGGGUUAGUGAAGACACGAGCAGCUAUGAGAUCGUGGAUGACGGGGAGCUGAGUUUUGAUUAUAGACAUAAAAAGCAAGGCCUUGAUAAUGUUGCCACAUCAUCAUAUCAAGUGGAGGAAAACAAGGCAGAUAUACCGCAUCUUCAAGUUCCAACAUUAGGAGAUCCAGAGAUGAAUCAUUAUAAGCAUCAAGGAGAGACCCCUUUCGGUAUGCAAGCACGGGUCAGCAGUUAUUCCGCCCCAUUAUACCCCGAGAAGAUAAAUUCAUCCGAAAAACAAAAGGAAUCACAAACCCCGAAGAAAUAUCACUCUUACGUACUCCCUUCACCCGUUGAUCCGAAAAGUCCAAAUUCAAAAUCACCUACACCAGUUCCUUACACCAAUCCAUUCAGCAAAUUACAAAAACCACCAACCGUUGACCACGAGAAUCAUGAAAGAGGUUUUGGCAACGAUAACACAUCGACGUCUGUUUCUACCUCUACCCAGCUACCCACUCCUUCACAUAGUGGAUUCGAUAGUAAGUUAGCUAAAAGACAAGCUUAUUCUGGCCCAUUACUACCAUCUAAGCCGUUUUCAGGUAAGCUUGCAUCAACUAGCGGGCCCAUCUCGGGUAAGAUUGCAUCAACGAGCGGGCCCAUUUCGGGUAAGAUUGCAUCAACUAGCGGGCCCAUUUCGGGUACAGAACUUCCACAUAACGUUCCUUCGCCUUUAUCUUCACCUAAAAUAAGUGAGCUUCAUGAGCUUCCUAGGCCUCCUGGUGGUUUACAAUUCUCCAAACCAGUGGUUUCUCCUGGUGGUGUGACUGGAGCUUAUUCGGGCCCAAUAGCAACUCGUCUUCCGCCACCACCACUAGUUGUUCCGAGAAGUUUUUCCGUUCACUCUACCAAUCGUAGUCCACGAAUAACAGGUGGCAGGCCUCAAGAAGUGUUUUCUCCUCCGCUCACUCCCAUUUCACUUUUGAAUAUGAAGUCUGUAAACCGCAUUUAAGGGGGAAGCUGAUUUGUGCUGAAUUGUUGUUGGGGGACACGUCUGUAAAUAUAUUGAAAUUCUUGUGAUUGCCUUGGUUUAUACACAUCAUAGAGAUUCCUGUAUUUUUCAAAUCAGUUUUUUUUGUUGAUUAAUUUUUAUUAAUUUAGUUUAGUAUCGGAUGUGGUUAUUAAACAAAGUAUUUGUGGAUCA
Molecule: messenger RNA, 2284 nt
Organism: Helianthus annuus (common sunflower)
Lineage: Eukaryota; Viridiplantae; Streptophyta; Magnoliopsida; Asterales; Asteraceae
Exons: 11
Coding region: 359-2092 (577 amino acids)
Source: RefSeq, a predicted model, not a curated record